Messenger RNA from Erpetoichthys calabaricus (reedfish), 644 nucleotides. RefSeq names its product PWWP domain-containing DNA repair factor 3A-like. The transcript has 2 exons. The record is from RefSeq and is a predicted model, not a curated record. NCBI's taxonomy places the organism in Eukaryota, Metazoa, Chordata, Cladistia, Polypteriformes, Polypteridae. The coding region runs from base 217 to 498 and encodes 93 amino acids.
AUUCUGAUGAAGAAAUGAGUAGUCAAGCAAAAUGACACCUUUUAUUGGCUAACUAAAAAGUAAAACUUUGGUAUUGUAAUCUAUCUGGCAGCAAAGAGCUAUGAUGACUUUAUAGUGCCAAACACUUGUAUUUUCUUGUCCAACAGGCUGUUGUAUCUCGUAAGGUAUCGUCCAAAUGGUUAAAAAAAUUAUGAAAAUCCUAAAGGUCACCGGGUAAUGACUUAUAUAGAAGAUGAGGAGCUGAUAGAUGGCCUCUACAACUUCUUGGAUGAAGUGCUGUCAAGUGCUGUAGGCACUUUUGAGAGGAUUGACAGAGUUCGCAUCAUUCUGGAUGUGCUGAUGCCAGAGGCUCUUAUUAAUGCUAAACAAACAGUUGAGAGGAUUUCUCUGCCAGAGGCAGAAAAUCUGUUCAUGGAUGGACCAGCAUACAGUGAGUGGUACGUCAUGUGGAAAAUAAACAGUCCUUUCUUUUUCUUUUCAGCGCCAUUAUUCUGUUAAACGGAAUACCCUAUAGUUGUUGUGAAUUUAGACAAGAAUAUAAACUAAAUAUAUAUAAAUGUGAAUAUAUAUGUUUAAAGUGACAUUUAAACUAUACAUUAGUACAUUUUUAGUAUUGGUAAAAUUACAUUUAGAAGUAUGCCAUA